Messenger RNA from Ooceraea biroi (clonal raider ant), 896 nucleotides. RefSeq names its product 28 kDa heat- and acid-stable phosphoprotein. NCBI's taxonomy places the organism in Eukaryota, Metazoa, Arthropoda, Insecta, Hymenoptera, Formicidae. The record is from RefSeq and is a predicted model, not a curated record.
UAACUUUUUAAUAUGGAAAUGUCCAUAGUAUGGGCGCCUAUGGGCUCCAAUCUCGGUGCAGUGUAGCGACGAAAAGUUUUUGGAUUUCAGAACGUACAAAUUAUCGUAACUGACACGUUUCCCUAUCUCAAGCUACGAAGAUGCCACGAGGAAAGUUCGUGAACCACAAAGGCAGGAAUCGUCAUUUUACGAACCCGGAGGAAUUGGAGGAGCAACGGCGUCAAGAGGAGAAAAAGCAACAGUGGAGAAAAAACAAAGGACAGGAUAGUUCUAGCGAAGAAGAAGAAGAUGAUGAAGAAUCAAAAACCAGCACAGCUAACAAGUCAAAAGAUCUCAGUAGCACGGAUAGCGAGAGUGAAUCGGAGUCAGGAUCGGAAACAGAGGGAGGAAAAGCGAAGGGUGUAGAGAAUUUAAUUCAAGUAGAAAAUCCAAACAGGCUGCAAAAGAAAACGAAGAAGCUGUCUCAGUUGAAUCAAGCACUGGACACUGCGAAACCAGAGUUGUCUCGAAGAGAACGGGAACAAUUGGAGAAACAGAGAGCCUACGCGAACUAUCAAAAAUUGCAUGCUGCUGGUAAGACGGAGGAGGCCCGGGCGGAUCUAGCACGAUUAGCUAUAAUUAAACAACAACGCGAGGAGGCGGCGAAGCGACGGGAAGAGGAGAAGAAGCAGAAGGAGAUGGCGCAACAGAAGAAAACUGAGCUGACGCAGAAAGCACUUGGAAAGAAGUCCUAGAAGGAGGAUUUGAGGACUACUUACGAAUAAAUAAUCGUCGCAAUAUUAAUAUCCCAAUUUGCAUCCAAACUACCAUUGACAAACCGAUCCGUAUGUUUGCUAUACGCGUUUUAUGAUAUGUUAACAUCAUUGUUUAUAUAAAUACAAUUGUACUAUAUCCAG